This is a messenger RNA of Ostrinia nubilalis (European corn borer), 6078 nucleotides long. Its product is annotated as probable N-acetylgalactosaminyltransferase 6. The record is from RefSeq and is a predicted model, not a curated record. NCBI's taxonomy places the organism in Eukaryota, Metazoa, Arthropoda, Insecta, Lepidoptera, Crambidae. Gene Ontology annotation, molecular function: polypeptide N-acetylgalactosaminyltransferase activity. Gene Ontology annotation, cellular component: Golgi apparatus. Bases 3114 to 4919 code for a protein of 601 amino acids. Gene Ontology annotation, biological process: protein O-linked glycosylation. The transcript has 12 exons.
GAAAUUCCGAGAAAAAAAUCUUGAUUCCGAAAUAUUCGGAAAUAAAAGCAAAAAAAUAAUGGUCAUUUUACCGUAUUUACAUUGUUUACCGUAUAAACAAGAUGGUUUCAUAUUAUCACCAAAUGCAUCGUGACUGGUUGCUCGUCCACCAAGUCCAGGGUUUUUUCUCUAGCACGUGAUGAAGCAUUGCAGGCUCUAAGGAUACAGUACCUCCUGCCUGCAAAUCCUUUAUCAGGAACUAUGACAAAGGAGCAACUUCGUCAAAGAAAGGUCUGCCAAUCACAUUUUGAGGAUAAAUAAAUCUAAAACAAUCUAUUGGUUAUGACAAUGAUGAAUGGAUGUCCUAUUUUUUAUUUAUCCAUGAAGAAAAUAAUAACAUCUCGGCGACCAUCCAAGCUGUUACUGAUCAGGUCAUCCAGUAAGUUAAACUGCUAAUAGAGAUAACUUCAAUUCAAUGUUGUUGCCAGAUAAUGCUGUGAGUGAAGAAACUAUAUCCUGCCAUCUACAUCAGAGCCACAUCUGUCAUUAUGGAUAAUAUUAUUGCUGCGUCCUAAGGUUCAGCUUGCAAAUAAACCCAUCAAGCAGAGGCAGUACACACAAACAAAAGGUGGACUCUUUGGUUUUUUUAAAACGGAGCCCGAAAGCGUAUGAGCUAUUGCGCCACAUAUUUAUUUUGCCUAGUCAACGAUCAAGAAAAUGAAGGUAUUGAGUGAAAAAACUGCCGCAAUGAUACAGCCCCAAAUUUGAUUCCGGCCCAGUGUAUAGUUUUUUUAACUAAAGUUUUUUGUUAUUUUUGCCUCAAGAAUGUACUUAUUGUGAAUUUCUUUGUUAAUGGCUGUAUAGUUUUACUUGAGUCAAAGAAAAUCGUAGUUGUUGCAUAAAAAAAUAAUUUAUAAAUCUAUUAGGGUACAUUUUACUGUCGUCUUUUUUUUCUUAGAAACUUGCAGUAGAUUAUUCACUUUUUUGGAAACUGAUAAUUACUUGUUAAUACCAUAAUUUAUUAUGGAAAAUUGUACUGUUAAGUAGGUAAUUUUUUUUCAUUACCUUAUAGUAGAUAAUGUCUUUUGUUGAUGGCUGUAUAGUUUUACGCAAGUUAAAGAAAAUCGUAGUAUAUUUUUUUCUACACAAAUUUUAGUUAUAAGAUGACAUAAUAUGAUUGUUUGUUUGUUUGUAUUGAAGAGGCUCCGAAACUAAGUACUGGACCAAUUUGAAAAAUUAUUUCACAAUUAGAAUCCUUUAUUUUCCCUAAUGAAGAUAGGCUAUAACCGGAUUUUUACAGGCGGUACGAAGUUCGCCGGGUCAGCUAGUUUCUUAUAAACAUGCAAAUACGGUAAAAAAUGAUUCAUUUUGUUAAUGGCUGUCUAGUGUUACGCAAUUACAGGUAAUCAUCAUUUUUAUUGUAAACAGAAUUAGGUACCAUUUAUUUAUAACUAGCUUUUGUCCGCGGCUUCACCCGCGUGAAAUUUAGUGCCACAGAUUGGCAUAAAUUAUACCCUAUAUGUUAAUCUAGAUUACAAAUAAUAAUACUGUAAAGGUUCAACCAAAUCCGUUCAGUAGUUUUUGCGUGAAAGAGUAACAAACAUCUACACAAACUUUCACCUUUAUAAUAUUAGUAGGAUUUAUAGUCAGCGACAAUAGAAAUGUUCGCUCGCUUGAAAUUUUGUAAACAAUUAUUGCAAAAAGUUAAUAUUAAUUUAUAUUAUUCUGUUCUGUUGGCUUCAAUUGUGGGUACCUAUUUAUUUUAAUAAGUUAAACUCUAGGUAAAAUUGACAUUUAGUAUGGAAAUGUAAUUUUAAACCAGUGUUCAUCCCUUUCAUAGAGGAGGUUUAAUUCUCUAAGGUUCAUCCCGGGCUUAAUUUUUUUUGUAUAAUGGGUUUUAUGACUGAAAUUGACUCAAACAGAGAUAAAAUAACUAAGAGUCUUUAACAUUUACUUACUUGGCAAUUAAAGAUAGAUUUACUCAAAUCCUACUUCGUACUAUGUAAUAUUAUAAAUGCGAAAGUUUGUAUGGACGUCUGGAAUCUGAAUGUUAACAGGUUUGUUACUUUUUCACGCAAAAACUACUGAACGGAUUUUGAUGAAACUGCAGUAUUAUACUUUAUAACCCAGAAUAUCUUUGAAUGCAGUUCCCUUUCUUUACAAAAAUAAAGGAAUGUUUCCUUUGAGUAAAAUUUUCUAUCUACAGUAUUAAGAGUACUUUCCCUACAGGUGGCAUUACAAAGUUCCACCCUGUAUAAUUUAUGACGAUCUUUUACAAACUAAAUUUCACGCGUGUGAAGCCGCGGGCAGCAGCUAGUUACUAAAUAUUAUGUUCAUAAAUAGUUCAGUCUCAAUGUUAUUGAUGAAAAUAAAGCCCAACUAGACUUUAUUUUCUAUUGGCGCGGUAGGUUUUCUUUUAUUUUUCUUAAAAACCUACAGUUGAUGAUUCUGUGAAUUAAUGACUGUAUAGUUUUACUUACUAAUAGUAUUUCAUAGUUUCCUAAGUUUAUGGUGCUUACUUAUAAUUAUCGAGUUCAGCGGAUGAUUUUUUAUUCCAUUAUUAUUUUGUAAUUUUCCUUACGGAAUAAGAAAUCAUCCGCUUGGUCGGCUUGGUAUAUUAUCUUCGAACGUGUAGAUAAUUCUAAGAUGUACUUCAUGUUCAGACUCAAGUGCUCAAAAGAUAGGACCACCUUUGUAAUUUUGUCGAUAGUUGUAUGCAUUAGUUUUUAAGUUGUAUUUUUAUGAAAUAAAUUUUUUAAUAAAACUUAUGUAUUUGGUUUUUUAUUUCUAUAAAUAAUUUGAAAUAAUAAUGUACCCGUACCGUUAUUGGUGCGGUAACGUUACUCGUUAUAAAAUAUAUUAAAGCGGUACUGCAACGUCGCUAAGGCAGUCGUUAUUAAAAAGUUACGAUCUUUUUUUUUUUUUAGCGCUACCCAAUGGAAGUCCAUAGAUGCCGGAACUUUUACUAUGAACGGACCAAUCAUAGGGCCGUUUCCUAUCUGUCCCUGUGUCUCAUCUGUGGUCAGUCAGUGGUCGAUGGUGGGUCAAUUUCUGUGAACGAGACAUCAAAAAAUACGAAAACAAAGGAUAAUUUAAUUUAAAACAGUACAAUAAAUCUAUUGUUAAUUUGAAUUAUGUUUUUAAGAAAAGAUUACUGGUCAUUAGUAUGUCGAGGUCGAAAGAAAAAGAUCAUUACUUUGAUUGUUAUCUUAUUGUUUUUAAUUAAUUCAAUGCUGUAUGUUAGUUUAGAGUUGUAUAAUACAGUCAAACGAAAACACAAGGACCCUUGGUACAAAAGUUUACAUUUCGAUGAGAAUUCCUAUGUGGAUAAGAAUGGAAUGAGGGUUGUCGUUGGGCAUUACGUUGGUGGAAACAGAGGGGGUAACUUGUCUGAGGAAGUCAUACACAGCAACAAUUAUGCCCCAGUUGAGGGUGCAGGGGAAGGCGGGAGGCCCGUGGUGCUGUCCCAGAAGGAACUGAUCACUGCCCGCGAACUGUACUCCCUUCACUCAUACAAUAUACUUGUUAGCGAUAAGAUAUCCAUAAACCGAAGUCUUCCAGAUGUCAGAAGUGAUAGUUGCAAAGAAAUUGAGUACAACAUAGAUAAUCUCCCAACAGCAACAGUAAUAAUAGUGUUUCACAACGAAGCCUGGUCAACGCUUAUGCGAACAGUAAUGUCAGUCAUAUUACGUUCGCCACCUUCACUCCUAGACCAGAUUAUUUUAGUAGACGAUGCUAGUGAUAGAAGGUAUUUGGGCAAAGAAUUAGAUAAUGCAGUGGAAAAAUUAGAGAAGGUGUCAAUAUUGAGGAGUCCAGAUAGAAAGGGACUGGUUAAUGCCAGGUUGAUGGGCGCGAGGACUGCUACUGGUGACGUAUUAGUUUUCUUGGAUGCACAUUGUGAGGUUACCAAAGGCUGGCUGGAACCAUUGUUAGAUCGCGCUGGCAGCGACGACGUAUUUAUCUGCCCGCACAUAGAUCUUUUAUCAGAAGAAUCGCUGUCCUAUACCAAAAGUAUUGACGCACAUUGGGGCGCCUUCAGCUGGCGGCUACACUUCCGUUGGCUUAUGCCAAGCAGUGAAGUCAUGAAGAAAAAGUCCGAAAAUCCUUCGAAACCUUAUCCUACGCCUGCGAUGGCUGGAGGCCUGUUUGCGGUAAGGAAAAGUUUAUUUUGGCGACUGGGGGGCUACGACGAAGGCAUGGUGAUAUGGGGCGCGGAAAAUCUCGAACUCUCUUGGAGAGCUUGGCAAUGCGGCGCCCGAGUUGAAAUCACGCCUUGCUCCAGAGUAGGCCAUAUUUUUAGGAGGCACAGCCCAUACAAAUAUCCCGGUGGAGUUUCGAAGGUUCUGAAUUCGAAUUUGGCUCGAGCGGCGACAGUGUGGAUGGACGAGUGGGCGGACUUCUUUUUUAAAUUCAACCCUUCGGUUGCCGCGAUUCGUGAUCAGCAGGAAGUAGGGAGUCGAUUGGAGCUCCGUAAGGAAUUGAAUUGCAAGAGUUUCAAGUGGUAUUUGGAGAAUGUGUGGCCUCAACACUUCUUUCCGACUGAGGAGAGGUGGUUUGGGCGGGUCAGGAACGAUAGAGGCGGUUGCUUAGGGGUGUCUUCUGGGACUCCGGGACUAGGGGGGCCCGCUGCCGGUAUCGAUUGCGGGACGGACAUGGAAAUCGAUAGAAUGAUAGUUUAUACACCAGAAGGCAGGGUUAUGGCUGACGAAGGACUAUGUUUAGAGCAAGGUAACGGACGAGCUGUUUGGAAAAGCUGUAGCGAUAACCCUAAACAGGUGUGGGAGCAAAAGGGACCGCGACUGAAAACCAAGGGCGGGUUGUGUUUAACGUUAGUGAAGGAUACUAGCAAGGAUAGUGUGGGCGACCCUUUGACAGCUAAGAGGUGUAUGAGCAAAGAUGUAGGUCAAAUAUGGCAUUUUGAACGUGUGCCUUGGCGAUAAAUGUGAUAUUUAGUUUAAUAGUCUUCAAAAACAGAUCUGAUAAGCUUUUAUUUAGUGUUAAGUAUUGAGUUGUAACUUGUAAGUGGAUAUUACAAAACUAAGAUUAAAUUAAAACGAUCUGGUAGUGUUUCUUGCACAAAAUAGCGAAUGAAAUAUUAUUAUAAACAUUAUGAACACAAAUUAGAAGCUUUUAUUGCAUUUAUAAUAAAUCCGAAAAUUCAGGAGAUUGUGGUUGUACAAAUAGUUAGAUCUUGUGAAUUAAAUUAAGUACACAACUGUGAUUAUUAUUGUUAAAUAUGAUCUUAUUGCACUAAACAAACAAUACACUAGAUAGAUAAAUAAAUAGCAGGAACACAAUAUGGGCAUAUACAUUCAAAGAAUGAAAAUUUUAGUUUAAUAUUAUUAAAUACCGCGGUUUAAAUGUGUUAUGACUGUAUAUUUUUACAGUGGUUAAGUAUUUAAUGUGAUAAUAACUAUUAACAGUUAGGAAUAAGAUAAUUUAAUCAGCAUUCAUUAAAUACUCUUAACGGAUUUUAUCAAAUUUGUACUGUGAACUGUCUCAAGUCUUGUCUGCAUCAGGGCACAAGUUACUAAAUUAGUAGGGAAUUUAGUGCGAGAACCCCUCCACUUUGGUGUAAUUUUUACAACAGUGAUUCUUUGUUAUGUUGUUGUAUGGCUUAUGUUGUUGUAAUAGAGUCGAUAUUGGUGCGGUCGUAAAUUUUAAAAGCUUAAAUUUUGCGAACCCUGAUGCAGACGAGGCUUUAGAACUUAAAAGAAAUGAGAGAAAACUUUUUUAGUAAUGGUACUUACUUAUUAUAAAUCUCUUUUAUUGCCAAUAUUUUUUGCAGUUAUUUUUUUAGUGGCUUGAUGCAUUUCUUCAGGAUAUUUUUUUUGUGUAAUUUUACUUCUAGUCUUUAUUUUUUUAUUGCUUUACUAUCGCCUGUGCGACAAAACGUCGAUUUAUGUUUUAGGAUAUAAGUACUUAAUAGAUUUUACUUAUUUUGUAAACUUUAUGUGACUUCUAAUUGAAGGUAUUUCUUUUAUGUAUAGCCUGACCAGGAACAUAAAAACCCUGGCAUAGAGGCGCGUCAAUUGCAUUUGAUAGUGCAACACUGAGUACAGUCGUAUCUGUGUUAAAUUAAUAGGCUAACUUUAUGUA